Messenger RNA from Sorex fumeus (smoky shrew), 1134 nucleotides. RefSeq names its product C-C motif chemokine receptor 7 (gene CCR7). The transcript is spliced from 2 exons. Gene Ontology annotation, cellular component: membrane. Gene Ontology annotation, molecular function: C-C motif chemokine 19 receptor activity; chemokine (C-C motif) ligand 19 binding; chemokine (C-C motif) ligand 21 binding. Lineage: Eukaryota; Metazoa; Chordata; Mammalia; Eulipotyphla; Soricidae. The record is from RefSeq and is a predicted model, not a curated record. The coding region runs from base 22 to 1134 and encodes 370 amino acids. Gene Ontology annotation, biological process: immune response; G protein-coupled receptor signaling pathway; inflammatory response.
ACAGGGAAGCCCAUCCGGGGCAUGCUGGGCUGGGUUCUCCUCAUCCUCUUCCAGGUGUGUCUGUGUGAAGACGAGGUGACGGAUGACUACAGCGAUAGCAACACCACCGUGGACUACUCGAGCUACGAGGUGCUCUGCUCCAAGGAGGAUGUCCGCGCCUUCAAGGCCUGGUUCCUGCCGGUCAUGUACUCCCUCAUCUGCUUCCUGGGCCUGCUGGGCAACGGGCUAGUGGUACUGACCUACAUCUACUUCAAGCGACUCAAGACCAUGACGGAUACGUACCUGCUCAACCUGGCCCUGGCUGACAUCCUCUUCCUCCUGACGCUCCCCUUCUGGGCCUACAGCGCCGCCAGGUCCUGGGUCUUCGGCGCCUACCUCUGCAAGCUCAUCUUCAGCGUCUACAAGAUGAGCUUCUUCAGCGGCAUGCUCCUACUCCUCUGCAUCAGCAUUGACCGCUACGUGGCCAUCGUGCAGGCCGUCUCGGCCCACCGCCACCGCGCCCGCGUCCUCUUCAUAAGCAAGGUGUCCUGCGUGGUCAUCUGGGGCUUGGCCAUCCUCCUGUCCAUCCCUGAGCUGCUCUACAGCGGCCUGCAGGAGAGCAGCAUCGGCCAGCUGUGGCGCUGUUCCCUGGCCACCGAGCACGUGGACGCCCUGGUCACCAUCCAGGUGGCCCAGAUGGUGGUGGGCUUCCUCAUCCCCCUGCUGACCAUGAGCUUCUGCUACCUCGGCAUCAUCCGCACCCUGCUGCAGGCCCGCAACUUCGAGCGCAACAAGGCCAUCAAGGUGAUCAUCGCCGUGGUGGUGGUCUUCAUCGCCUGCCAGCUGCCCUACAACAGCGUGGUGCUGGUCCGGACCGUGACCAGCUUCAACGUCACCAACAGCAGCAGCUGUGAGCUCAGCAAGCGGCUCAACAUCGCCUACGACGUCACCUACAGCCUGGCCUGCGUGCGCUGCUGCGUCAACCCCUUCCUGUACGCCUUCAUCGGCGUCAAGUUCCGCAAUGACCUCUUCAAGCUCUUCAAGGACCUGGGCUGCCUCAGUCAGGAGCAGCUGCGCCAGUGGUCCUCCUGCCGGCACACCCGGCGCAGCUCCAUGAGCAUGGAGGCCGAGACCACCACCACCUUCUCCCCGUAG